UGAAUAUGUUGAUACAAGAGUUUCCAGAAUCAUUAUUUAAAAUGGAAGUAAAAUUUCUUAAACUCCAGAACAGUUUUCUAUCCUUGGAUCUUAAAACUUGGACAUCAUACUCUAAUUUGUUGGAACGCAUUCACCACUCAAUUGACAAAGUCCUCGCACCAUUUAUUCUAGCCAUUGUUUUACACAGUGCUUGUGCUGCCUGCCUUGAAACAUACAUGCUCACCAAUACUAGUUAUGGAUCCCAAAAUAGUUAUUAUCUGUUGAGCGGAAUAUUUUUUACAAGCAUCACUCUCCUGCAAACGUACAUAUUUUGUGAAACAGGUCAACGAUUACGAAACAAUGCUCACCGGUUGGGAGAUGCUGUGUUCCAGGGUCCGUGGACCGAUCUUUCGGAGGAAAAACUACUUUGCGCACAAAUGCUGGAGGCUAGAUUUUCGAAAACGUUUGUAGUGCAUGUGGGCUCUUUUUUUGAAUUGUCGAUGGAAUUUUUUGGCACAAUUAUCGGUGCUGUUGUCACAUACUUUAUAGUGUUGGCCCAAAUGAAGAAAAAUAAUUGAUA
Molecule: messenger RNA, 559 nt
Organism: Neocloeon triangulifer
Lineage: Eukaryota; Metazoa; Arthropoda; Insecta; Ephemeroptera; Baetidae
Product: odorant receptor coreceptor-like
Exons: 4
Coding region: 6-557 (183 amino acids)
Biological process (GO): sensory perception of smell; detection of chemical stimulus involved in sensory perception of smell
Cellular component (GO): plasma membrane
Molecular function (GO): olfactory receptor activity; odorant binding
Source: RefSeq, a predicted model, not a curated record